Molecule: messenger RNA, 1062 nt
Organism: Fundulus heteroclitus (mummichog)
Lineage: Eukaryota; Metazoa; Chordata; Actinopteri; Cyprinodontiformes; Fundulidae
Product: GTPase IMAP family member 7
Exons: 2
Coding region: 65-913 (282 amino acids)
Molecular function (GO): GTP binding
Source: RefSeq, a predicted model, not a curated record
UACUGACACGUAUGAAACAAGCUCUCUUUCUCUGGGCAGUGGGCACAAUUCUAUUUUUGACAGCAUGAAUGUUCCAACCACACUUAGGAUUGUCCUGCUGGGGAAAAGCGGAAAUGGGAAGAGCAGCCUAGCAAACACAAUCGUCGGAGGGACAACAUUUACAUCUAAAAGCUUCGAUGAGAGGAAUACUUUUGUUUCUGAAGCCAAAACCAGACGUGUCAAUGGAAGAAAUCUUACUCUGAUUGAUACUCCUGGUUUAUUUGACUCAGGCAGGUCUGAGGAGGAAGUGAAGCCAGAGUUGGAGAGAUGUUUCAUACAGUGUGCUCCUGGGCCUCAUGUCUUUCUGAUUGUUCUCAGAGCGGAGAAAUACACCGAGCAGAAGCAAGUUGUCAGUAAAAUAUGUGAAUAUCUCUCAGAUGAGGCCUUCGAGUAUGCAGCAGUGGUCUUCACUCAUGGUGACCAGCUCCCUGAGAGGAUGAAAAUAGAGGAGUAUGUUGGUCAAAGUGACGGACUGAGGGAGCUGGUGGAGAAGUGUGGAGGUCGAUGCCAUGUUUUUGAUAACACAUACUGGAAGAACAAUGAGGGGGAGGAUUACCGAAGCAACAAGUACCAGCUGGCCGAGCUACUCAACACCAUAGACAGGAUGUUAAUUCAAAACAGAGGAAGAUACUACACCAACAUCCAGCUUAAUGAGGUGGAGAGAAAAAUACAAGAAGAGGCACAGCAUAUUAAAAUGUCAUCAGCAAACCUGUCGAUAGUCGAGAUCAGACAACAGGCAAAAAGCAACAUCUUAAAGAAACAAAUUGAUUGGACAACAAACUUUAUGGCGAAAGGUUUAGUUGGUGUGGCAGUCAUGCUUGCAGCUGUUGUUGUUGGUGUGGCUCAAUUCCAGAUUACGAGAGACCUUAUUUAAAGAAGCUAGAAUCUACAGAGGAGGCAGAACUAUUACCUGACAAAACCAUAAGUAUACCUCUUCCAACUGAUGCCAUAGAGCAGGAAACUGAGGAUGUAGUACCAAACAUAUUUCUGAUCAUCUUUAACAGAAUUCUGGGCAUUUAUGAA